AUGGGAAAUCUUCCCGCUCCAAGAGUCACGCCAGGCCGGCCGUUCCUGCAUACCGGCGUAGACUACGCCGGACCGGUUUGGAUGCGAACAACACGGGGCCGUGGACACAAGACGACCAAAGGGUUUAUCGUUGUGUUUGUUUGUUUAGCCUCCAGGGCAUUCCACCUCGACGCCGCCUCUGACUACACCGCCGACGCCUUCCUUGCCGCCUUACGCCGGUUCAUCGCCAGGAGAGGAGUAUGCCACUCGUUGUAUAGCGACUGCAGCACCACCUUCGGGGGAGCCGACAAGCAGCUAAAGCAACUGUUCUCCACCGCCAGUGCCGACGGACGCCGCAUAGCAUCCUGUGCCGCCCAAGAAAAAAUCCGGUGGCAUUUUAACCCGCCGGCGGCACCUAACUUCGGCGGCUUGUGGGAAGCCGCCGUGAAGGCCAUGAAGCAUCAUCUUCGGCGAGUCAUAGGUGAAGCAACCCUCACCUAUGAAGAGAUGGCGACCCUACUCGCCCAGAUUGAGGCCUGCCUCAAUUCCCGACCGCUGCAGCCAUUGUCUGACGACCCGGAGGAUUUAGCAGCGCUGACACCCGGUCACUUCCUGGUCGGCUCCGCUCUCGCGACGAUCCCCGAGCCGUCGCUCGAACAAGAGCCGUCGGCGCGUCUCUCCCGGUGGCAGCUCCUGCAACAAAUGAAGGACCAUUUCUGGUCUCGGUGGGUCAACGAAUAUUUAAACACGCUGGCCCAUCGACCGAAAUGGUCCCGAAUUAAUCAGGAGGCUCGCGUCGGUCGACUCUGCCUAGUACGGAACGAGAUCACUCUACCCACACGGUGGCCGCUUGCGCGCAUAACGCGACUGCACCCCGGUUCCGACGGUAACGUUCGCGUAGUCGACGUCCGCACCGCGAGCACCAAUUUAACGCGACCCGUGAAUAAAUUAGUAUUUCUGACCGACGGCUCCGAAGCUUCACCGUAA
This is a messenger RNA of Nylanderia fulva, 966 nucleotides long. Lineage: Eukaryota; Metazoa; Arthropoda; Insecta; Hymenoptera; Formicidae. The record is from RefSeq and is a predicted model, not a curated record.